AAUCUGUCAAAUUUUGUAUUCAUACAACAGCUGAUUGUCACAACAAAUUAUCAACAAGAUUCAUUGUUAUAACUAUGUCGGACAAUUCAACCGUCGAUUUAGAGAACGGGCAUUAUUCCGACGACUCAAAUUCCCCAAUUUCCUCCUCGGAUAUAGAGGAUGAUUCAGAAACGGGGGAUAAAGGCGAAUUUGACACAGCAUUACCAACAACUCACAAAUAUUUGGGUAAGCUGGAUAAUGUUGGGGGUUACACAUUAUACGACGAUGGCGAAAUCAUCCAAGCAAUGCUGGCCAUUCACACAAACACUUUGGUUUUUCCUGGGUUUACACUCCCUUUGGUAAUUCGUGAAUAUGAAACGGAUCACAUCAUGGAUGAUAUCAAAAAUGGAUAUAUGUUUGCUUUGAUUUGUACUGAUGAAACAUCAACGAAACUCUCCGAUUACGGCGUAAUUAUGGAAGUCUUUGAAACGAGCGUAAAACGCGGCUCGAUUAAUUUAAAAGCGAAAGGACGACAAAGGUGCCAAAUUGUAGCAGGAACCGAAAUCCCAUUUAGAUCAAGGUUACGUAAAUUAACCGUGAAAGUCCUCCCGGAACCGUACAUUCACUCCCCGAUCAAUUCGACGCAGUUGCAAACAUUAAAAUCGCGCCGAACGGUUUUUAGCAAAGACUACAAAUCUUUGAUGAAAAAUUAUCGCUUCCGGAGAUAUCAUUUGAGCCAAUUUCCUUUUGCAUCGUGGGUUUACGAUUGGAACGAAUUAAGUUUUUAUGUUAAUGCGUUAACGGAGGGAUUAAAAAAGUAUUACUCGAAAGAGCAUUUGCCAGAAGACCCAAACAUCUUAUCGUAUUGGUUCGUUCAAAAUUACCAAUUAACUCAUAACGAGCGUUUACAAAUUUUAAAAUGCGCCUCGGUUUUGGAUCGAUUAAAAUUGGAGUUGAAAUUAAUGAAAAUGGCGCGGAUCUUAUCCUGCGGAAAAUGUAGGAUUGGAAUUGCUUUUCAACGGGAUAUCUUUGCGAUGUCCAAGGAUGGUAUUCAAAGUAAUUAUUGUAAUCCAGGUGGAAAUGUUUACGAAACUGUAACCGUAAUGGAAGCGACCAAUUUUACUUUGGUCGGGGAAUCAUCGAAACAAUUCAGUUGGUUUCCGGGGUACGCUUGGACGAUUAUGCAAUGCGCAGCUUGUCGCAGCCACUUAGGCUGGCAAUUUACCUCGAAAAACCAUCACCCGCAGCGGUUUUUUGGGCUCGCCCAUAGUUGUCUUGAUAUUAAAAUCGUUCCUAAAGCUUCUCUGAUAGAGUAAUAAAGUUCUAUUAGACUUCUAGAUUUAGAUGUUUAUCGGUUACACGAUUUUUUUUCGAACAAAGUUGGAGUUUUUCUUGUUGUUGAAUAAAAUAUGAUUUAAUGUUUAGGGUUAAAA
Onthophagus taurus is the source of this 1412-nucleotide messenger RNA. It is a transcript of the gene ohgt, whose product is annotated as E3 ubiquitin ligase component cereblon. The record is from RefSeq and is a predicted model, not a curated record. NCBI's taxonomy places the organism in Eukaryota, Metazoa, Arthropoda, Insecta, Coleoptera, Scarabaeidae.